AUGUUAAUUCCUCAUAGCCUCUACCAAAUCCAUAUAGAUCCCACAACUCCUGGAUUCUCUCGCCGAGAAUACCAUGGUAGCCUACUGGUGUUGUCUGUAUACUACUCGAGGUUCAUGGGGGAUUUGUUCUUCUUCGAGGAGAUUAUGAGGCAUAACGUUCGUGUUGGUGAACGAUCGUGCUGUAAGAUCGAGGGAACGAGAAGAAAAGUUCUUCAAGGUGUUGUUGAGUUUGUAUUCAAAGUGUUUGAGUCUGUAAGAGUCGUUCGAGAAGAAGCUUUAGCAUAUAAUGAUGUCUUUUUAAUCGAGGAAGAUGACCAAAGUGAAAUUCCGAGGCAAAGUGGCAGACAGAGUAAGCAGACAGGUGGCAGGAAUACUGACCCUACCAAUAGAGGCCUGGAGGUUAAAAAGAUCCCACCGGGUGGGAAAAGGAAGGUGAAUGAUCCAGUGGGUCAGGAAACGACGUCUGAGGGAAAGUCUAGUUCUCCACAGGCAAGGGCAAAUUCUAAGCUAGAAGAUGUAGUUUUUGACAUGAUAGUGCAGAGGUUAGCAGCCAGUGUGGGCUCAGACAGGAAAGUAGGGCUAGCCACCUUCCUAUUACAGAAAGGAGCAAAGAAAUGGUGGAAAGUGAUAUCUGUCAGACGAGCCAUUACAGAUGCGAUGUUAUGGCCUGAGUUCAGAAAGGCCUUUGAAGACAAGUACUACCCUAGCUCGUUUCAAGAUGCGAAAAGGGAUGAGUUUCUCAAACUAACACAGGGAAUGGUGUCAGUGGCAGAUUAUGAGCAGAAAUUUACAGAGUUAUCGCAAUAUGCCCUACCGAUUAUUGCUAAGGAAAGAGAUAGAUGCAGGAAGUUUGAACAAGGUUUAAGGAAAGAAAUUAGAACUCCGGUGACGUCUACGGCUAAUUGGCUACACUUUAACCAGUUAGUAGAAACAGCAACAUCAGCCGAGCGGAGUUUGGCAGAUGAUGAGCAGUUGCCAAGGGGCAGUGAGGCAGUAGUAGGGCCUAGAGAAAGGGGAUCCCGACCUCCAGUUGGAAGUCAGACUAGUGGAAGUCAAUUUAGGGGAACAAGUUGGCAGGAAUCCAAUAAAAGGAAAUCGAGACCCUCGGCCAAUGCAGUUAGCCGACCAGAGAUGCCACGAGCUGGUGAGNCCAAUAAAAGGAAAUCGAGACCCUCGGCCAAUGCAGUUAGCCGACCAGAGAUGCCACGAGCUGGUGAGUUGAUAACCAGCACAGACAGGAAACUGAUGUGCCCUAAUUGUGCCAAGAGGCAUCCUGGAAUAUGCUAUAAUAACAGAGGUGUAUGUUUUCAAUGUGGACAGUCUGCUUAUGUUUUAUUUGACCUUGGUGCCAUACAUUCAUUUAUAUCUAGCAUGUUUGCAUCUAGUAUGGAUAGGUUGGACUUUUAUGUUGAUUUACUUCCCUUGGAGCUGUUAGAGUUUGAUGCUAUUCUUGGGAUUGAUUUUCUAAGCAAGUAUCAUACUUCAAUGGAUUGUUACGAGAAGAAGGUAGUGCUCAGAAAAUCAAAUGGCGAGGAUGCAGUACUAGCAGGAAUCAAAAGAUUAACUGCGGGGAAUCUGAUAUCAGCAGUGAAAGCUAGGAAGCUGCUGAGCAAGGGAUGUAAAGCCUAUUUGGCUCACAGAGGUGGAGUCACUAUUGACUUAAUUCCAGAAACAACUCCUAUAUCGCAGGCACCGUAUAGAAUAGUGCCAACUGAGUUAAAAGAAUUAAAGGCUCGGCUACAAGAGUUAAUUGACAAGGGAUACAUUCGACCUAGUGUAUCGCCUUGGGGAGCUCCGGUGUUAUUUGUAAGGAAGAAGGAUGGGACACUUAGAUUAUGUAUCGACUAUAGGCAGCUGAAUAAGGUAACAAUUAAGAAUAAAUAUCCAUUACCGCGUAUUGAAGAUUUGUUUGAUCAGCUAAGAGGAGCCACGGUGUUUUUGAAGAUAGAUCUGAGAUCGAGUUAUCAUCAACUGAAGGUGAAGGAAGCUGACAUUCCUAAAACCGUAUUUAGAACAAGAUAUGGACAUUAUGAAUUUCUAGUAAUGUCAUUCGGACUGACAAAUGCCCCUGUGGUAUUCAUGGAUCUUAUGAACAGGAUAUUCCAUCCCUACUUGGACCAGUUCGUGAUAGUAUUCAUUGAUGAUAUAUUAGUAUAUUCUGGCAGUAGAGAGGAUCAUACAACCCAUCUAAGGAUAGUAUUGAAAACGUUGCGAAAUAGACAGUUGUAUGCUAAGUUCAGUAAAUGUGAUUUUUGGUUAGACCGAGUUGUAUUUAUCGGGCAUGUUGUUUCAGUAGAUGGUAUCAGUGUAGAUGCCCAAAAGACAGAAGCAAUAGUUAAUUGGGAACGACCCAUGACUAUUUUAGAGAUACGCAGUUUCCUAGGUUUGGCAGGUUAUUACUAG
Messenger RNA from Benincasa hispida (wax gourd), 2403 nucleotides. The record is from RefSeq and is a predicted model, not a curated record. NCBI's taxonomy places the organism in Eukaryota, Viridiplantae, Streptophyta, Magnoliopsida, Cucurbitales, Cucurbitaceae.